UCAUUUAGCUUUGACGUGAAUGAGGUCUAAUGGUAACUUCUUCAGGUCUCUACACAAACAGUUAACGAGAGCCUCUGUGUUUGUUUAAAUGUUCAAUCAUCUACCUAGUAUAGAGGUAUUGAUGUACUACCUAGUAUGAACUGGGUUGGAGGAGUACGCCGCAGGGUGUUUUCUAAGGCGGAGGAAAAGCGCAGGCAAGAACAGUUUUUUGCCAAACAUGCUGCCGCUGCAAAGUUGCGUGGUCUUAAUAACAGCUAUUCAAGAAACACUAGAAAGGAUCAGGUGUUGGAUGUUUUUUCAUCAUCAAGACAAAGACCUGUAAAAUUGGGAGGCUCCCAUCUGAGAGUGCGGAACCAUGAAAGAGAAGACAUAGUCUUUGCAAAGAUUAGGAGUGGAGAGUCAUGUAGCGUUAACAGUAAGGAUCUUCCCUCUUUUGGGAAACAUCACAAUCAGGAAUGUAACAAAAGUACAGAUUCAGAGAAAGUGAGAUCUGAUCUCUUCAAGAAAUUCCGGAUCAAGCCUUCUUCUAUUCAUGGACCAUUUUCAAAAUAUCUUUUACAGUUAGAGUUGCAAGGUGUCCAAAAGAAGAUAGAGGACCAAAAGAAGAACCAACAGAAAAAUUUAAAAGCAAAUAAAGGUAGAACUGACAUAAAAACAUCCAAAGAUACCAGACAGUGUAAGGAAGACCUGAGAGCCAAACAGAAUUGCACGCUUAACAAGACCAAAAAUGACUGUAGCAUUCUUAAUCAUGAGAAUGGUAUCAGUCAGACAGCUGAAAAUGUAAGGACAUAUCAAUGAUGCCAAAACCAACACAAGUAUAGCAAGGAAAGUAAAGACCAGGAGAUUAAAAGCAUCACAGGGUCAAAGAUAAUUUAUGCCAGUGAUAGGAAAGAACCAGAUAAUCUUGAUGGAAAUGAAUAUCAGGUCAGAAGUUUCAGAGAAGCAAAAUUAAAUAAAGUUUCACAAAACA
Molecule: messenger RNA, 970 nt
Organism: Macrobrachium nipponense
Lineage: Eukaryota; Metazoa; Arthropoda; Malacostraca; Decapoda; Palaemonidae
Exons: 6
Coding region: 136-798 (220 amino acids)
Source: RefSeq, a predicted model, not a curated record